AUGCCCACCUUCACUGAACGCCUCCGCACCGCCAGCGAGACCGCGCGCAGCCUCCUCUGUGUUGGGCUCGACCCUGACCCCGCGCGCAUGCCGAUUGCCGACACCAUCGAGUUCAACCGUUCCAUCGUAUCCGCCACCGCAGAUCUUGUCUGCGCCUUCAAACCCAAUCUGGCCUUCUACGAGGCGUUGGGUCUACUUGGUUGGCGAGCGCUGGAGAAAACCGUCCAGCACAUCCGCGCCGAGGCUCCUCACGCCAUCAUCAUUGGCGAUUGCAAGCGGGGCGACAUCGAUUCCAGCGCCGCCGCCUACGCCACCGCCAUGUUCGACGUCUGGGGAUUCGACGGAGUCACCGUCAACCCUUGGGGCGGUAUGGACACCGUGGAACCCUGGCUCACCAAGCCCGAGAAGGGCGCGUUCAUCUGGUGUCGCGGCUCAAAUCGCGGCGCGGCGGACAUCCAGGACCUUGCGGUCAGCGGUGUGGGCAACCUCACCCAGCCGGUCUACCUCCGCUUGGCCCGGCGAUCCCAGCAACGCGCAUCCCAGGGCAAUCUCGGCCUCGUGGUCGGCGCCACUGCCCCGCAGCAGUUGGCCGAUGUCCGCCGCAUUUGCCCGGACCUGCCCCUGCUGAUCCCUGGCAUCGGAGCCCAGGGCGGUGACUUGGCCGACUCCGUCCGGUGCGGCGUGGACUCCCUCGGGCGUUUGGCGGUCAUCAACGCGUCGCGUUCCGUGAUCUACGCCUCGGCCGGCGCUGACUACGCCUCUGCUGCUCGACACGCCGCCUCCGGCCUGCGGGACGAUAUCAACUCCACCCUCGACGCCAUAGGAUUGGGAUGGCAGUGA
This is a messenger RNA of Geodia barretti, 840 nucleotides long. The record is from the annotation of a GenBank genome assembly. Lineage: Eukaryota; Metazoa; Porifera; Demospongiae; Tetractinellida; Geodiidae.